UGAUUGCACUGCCUAUCGACCUUUCACACAAUUUGUUUAUUUUACGAUAUCUGCACUAUUUUUUUUGGAAUAAUGAGCAAUUCAACAGCCUCUGCCUUCUCCAGCUUGGAUACGGCGGCCCUGGAACGCCAAACAGAAUUGCUUAAUGAACCGGCGGUCACAUUUGAGCAAAUAUGGAAUGAAACACAUGAAAAAGUCAGCAUCGGUUGGAUACGACAAAAUGGUUACAAGCGCAUAUGUCUGCAAUUCCCAGACGACUAUCUACCACACAGCAAUGCCAUCAGCAAUUGCUUGAAGACAGCAUUGGCUGCAGAAGAAUGCAAAGUCUUCAUUUUAGCAGACACUACUUAUGGGAGUUGUUGUGUGGAUGAAAUUGCUGCCGCUCAUGUGGAGUGCGACAGUAUGAUUCACUUUGGUAAUGCCUGCCGCAGCAAAGCCAGCCGCCUGCCGGUGCUCUACUUGUACCCAGUGUUGCCACUAGAGUUGCCAAAAAUGUUGCAGCAACUUACAACGCUGCAAGCGGAGUGCGCAGAACGCGAGGUUUGCAUUUAUUUUGACAUAGGCUAUCAGCAUCUUUAUGAUCCGGCAUCCAGCGAGGGUGAAGACACUCUGCACAGCCAGCUGCGUGAGCUUCUGCAGCCAAAGAAGCUGAUUAUCGAAGUGUAUCCACCGCCAGCUGAGGAUUGCGUGGAGAGCAAGCAACAGGCUGAAUCUGCUUCAGAUGCCGAGCGCAUCUGUGUUUUUGUGGGCGCCGACAAUCAGCGCUUUGCUAACUUGUCUCUGACCACUACAGCAUAUCAAUGGCACAUCUUAGAUGGCGCCACAGCCACUAUCAGCCUGAAGAAUCCUCUGACAGCUCAAUACAUACGCCGACGUUACUAUUACAUCGAGAAAUGCAAAGAUGCCCAAACGCUGGGAUUAAUUGUGGCCACCUUGAGUGCUGUUGGCUAUCUGGAUGUGGUGACCCGUCUGCAGACGAUGGCCAAGAGUCGCGGCAUCAAGACACAGCUGAUUUCAGUGGGUCGCAUAAAUCCAGCAAAGUUGGCUAACUUUCUAGAGAUUGACUGCUUUGUACUAAUCGGUUGUCCCUUUAACAACAUGUACAACUCCAAGGAAUAUUACAAACCCAUUGUAUCUGUGUUUGAGGCUGAAAUGGCAUUGAAUCCCGCCUGGCACAUGAAAUAUCCAGCUUCAUAUGUGACAGAUUUUAAACAGCUGCUACCCGAGGGCCGCAGCUUUUUGCCGUUUGAUGUGACGGCUGUGCAGGAUCAACAGGAUGUGAGUUUGGUUAGCGGACGCGUGCGAGGUGCCCAAGAGAACAAUGAUACAGUCGAGACUGCUGCAAACACAACGCUGGCCACUCAAGCUAAAAUGGCCUUGAUGACCAGCGACACGGGUUUAUCUUUUGAGGAUCGUACUUGGCAAGGUUUGGAUCCCGCUUUAGGUCAAACUGAGCCAGCAAAAAUACAAAAGGGUCUCAGUGGCAUUCCCAUUAAGUACUCCCACGACUAGUUGACAUUAUUAACAGCAGCAAUAAAUAAGAACGAUAACUAAUCAUAUUACAGUGUUGUUGUAUUGUAUUUCAUCUUUUGGUUAUAAUUAUUAUUUUGUUUUUAGCUGAUCUCGCAUCGAAAUAUGUUGUGAAUUAAACUAGCAACAAACGUCAUUUAAACCCUCAACCAGUACAUGGAGGAGCGGAUUCUGUUGUAGUCGGGCAAAUUCUCGACGGGACCAACGGCAGCAACAGCUGGGCAUCUGUCGUACACAUACUUCAUGCCCACAUCACGCACAUUCUGCACGCUGACGGCAUCGAUGCGCUGCUCCAACUCAUGCAGUGGGAUGCGGCGGUUAUAGCACAGGAUCUGACGGCCAAUGUCCUCGCAGAUAGGCGUGGUGCCAUCCAAUUGCAACAGCAUGUUUGUCUUCAACAGGUUCUUGGCACGCUCCACUUCAGCCUCUGUGACCAUGGUGCACAAGCGCAUCCAUUCGGUUUGCACAUUGAAGAGCAUGUCCUAUUGAAAGAUAAGAGGAUGGUUGUCACACAUAUACUUAAGCAAAAGAUUUAUAAACUAACCUCGCACUGCAGAGGAUCGCAGACGAAGUAGAUGCCCCAGAGACCGGUAUCCUUGUAGCAGGUGUUGAACGACUGGAAGCUGUGGCACAAAUCUGCAAAGCAAAAAGUAACAGAUAGAGAAGAGCACAGAGUACAUAAGUGAACUACUCACUAUCCUCAGCGCUGGCACGAGCCAAGUUAGAUGCAUUGUUGGCGCCACCGCCCUGGGAGCGAUCCCAAGCACCGACCAAAGUGUUGGCCACCAUCAAGGGGAUGUUAUCCUGAUCGGUCCAGCCGCAACCUUCCACAGCAAUAGCCACAUGAGCCAGGGGCAGCGAGUCAUCCCGCACACGCACCUCAGAGCCAGUGAAGCGGCAUGGUGUCACUUCAGCGGGCAGCAAGCUGGCCUCCAGGCGGCCCAGCGACUGAUCAGCCAGCUUGACGAGUUCGUCGUGCUUGACGCCAC
This is a messenger RNA of Drosophila sulfurigaster albostrigata, 2519 nucleotides long. It is a transcript of the gene Dph2, whose product is annotated as 2-(3-amino-3-carboxypropyl)histidine synthase subunit 2. The coding region runs from base 73 to 1512 and encodes 479 amino acids. Gene Ontology annotation, molecular function: 2-(3-amino-3-carboxypropyl)histidine synthase activity. Gene Ontology annotation, biological process: protein histidyl modification to diphthamide. The transcript has 2 exons. The record is from RefSeq and is a predicted model, not a curated record. NCBI's taxonomy places the organism in Eukaryota, Metazoa, Arthropoda, Insecta, Diptera, Drosophilidae.